AUGGAACAACGUUCAUCGCAAUCACCGCAUGCGACAGCGACAACAGUGCCAGCACCAGCAGCGCCAGCAGCAACGGGUGCAGCGCUGGGCCAAGUGCAGCAUGGGCUAAACAGGCUGUCGCGGCGGCAACACCAGGCACCAUUAUGGGCGUCCACAUGCACGGCAGUGCUGUCAUUUGUCAGCGUCAUUCUCACGGCAUUUCAAGUCACCUUUGAUCAGCCCUAUGACGAAGAGCGAAAAAGCCCUCGGUUGCUGUCGUACACGCACGAGGCAACAGAGGCCUUGGCCCUCUUCUAUGUUGUGGACGUGCUGUUCCUUCUCUGGCACAGCCCCGUGCUAGUUUCCACAUGCUGCAGUCAGUCCAGGCAUGUGCUGCUCCGCCUGUGCCACUUGUUCAGCCCUCGCCCACCACGUCGCAUCGCCCCACACCCGAACUUGGCCCAAGCACAGUACCCACUGCACCACCAUAAUCACCACCACAGCCAGCACCAGCAGCAGCAGCAGCAACAACAACAAGCGUCGCACCGUUUUGCACCUGCAGACGCCUUCAGCGGCGAUGCAGAAACGGCCACUGGGUCGCUUCGGCAGCACCCACAGCGCCAGCACCUGGCGUGGGCAACCUCCACAGAGCAGUUGCAACAGCAGCAGCAACAGCAGCAGCAGGAAAUGCAGCAACAACAAUUGCAACAGCAGGAUGACAGUGACAUACAGGCAGAGGAUGACAGCGGGCGCUGGCGUCAAACACCAUCGUGCCUCUCUCCUCGCGUUGCCAUCGCCCUCAUUGUCCUCAGCUCCCUGCCUGUGGAUCUCGUGUUCCAAUCAGGCGACUCUGCACACCUCGCUCGCUUUUAUCGCCUCAACCGCCUCCUGCGCGCUGCGUUUCUUUGGCAAUACGCGCGCAUGCAGUUUGAACGCAUCGGCCUCUCCUACAUGCACAUGUUGGCCAUCAAGUUUAUUGCGCUCAUGCUGGCUAUGCAGCAUCUCGUUCCGUGUGCAUGGGUCUUCUUCGGGUGCGGUGAGCGCGGAUGUGAUGCCUCGGGUUGGACGUGGUCGGCACACCUCGCAGCCACAAACUCCUCAUCAUCAGAUUACGUGCUUGCGCUGUAUUGGGUGGCGGCAACCACCACCUCCACGGGUUACGGCGACGUGUUUCCCGUCUUUGUCGGCGAGAAAUGGAUCACCAUCAUCCUCAUGCUCACAGGUGUUGUUGCAUUUGGAUACCUCUUUGGUGGUCUUGCAUCCGUGUUCAGCAACACAGGCGCCCACAGGGUUCGAUACCAGCAUCUUGCACAGGCAAUCACCGACCUGAUGCAAGCGGAGCGCGUGAAACCGCAGCUGCAGCAUCGCGUGGUCUCGUACUUGCAGUAUCUCUGGCGCUUCAAGGGCGGCCGCACACAGGCCGUCUCGUUCUCCGAUCUGCCCCUCAGUAUCCAGGCCCAGGUGGCCGAAACAACGCUGAAGGAUGCCAUGUUGCGACUGCCAAGCUUCAAGGAUCUUGAUCCUGCGAUUGUGCGCUGCAUCGCCAUGGAGGCGGCACCAAUGCUCUUUCUCCCAAACGAAUACGUCCUCAGGCGCGGGCAGACCGUGCCAGCCGUCUUCCUCAUCCAGAGCGGGCAGCUGCACGUGCGAGGUCAAACGGGCGCUGUGCAGGCGGUUCUCUCCACCGGUGACGCGUUUGGUGAAGCCGGCGUCUUGCUUGCGUUGCGGUCGAGUGUUGACAUUGUCGCUGUGGCACCGUGCGAUCUCUAUGUGCUCACGCAGGAGAAGCUCAAGAAGGCGCUGCAACCGUAUCCGGUGCUGAUGGCGCGGCUGAUGGCGAACGCAAAGUCGCGAUUGGCGGACGCGCAGGCGGAAUCGUCCGUUCGAGAUCACGCGCGGGAGGCGGCGGCAUACGCAGCAGCGACAACUUCACGCGUCGGCAGCAAGAACAACAGCGUCAACGCAGGACACACCUUGACUCGCCAAGCAACCGCAGCUGCAUGGCAACAGCCGACUUCAAUCGCCACAGGUCGUGGUAGGGAUGAUAUCACGACCACAACGACCCACGCCACACACAACCUACACGGCAACAGCCGCAGCAGCAACAGCAACACGGACACCUCACCGCCAUCGCCACCACCUCCGCCCAACAUUCCGGAACUGUCGCUGGUGCUGGGCUCGCCCUCAAGUGAAAGCGUCGCGAAUGACCCGAGUGCCAGCCAUCACCACGGCGACAGUAACAACGGCAGCAACAGUCAGAAGCAGCAGCACACUGCUGCUGGCAACGCUGGUGUUGAUCGUGAUGGUGACGGUGUUCAUGGUGGUGAUGACGAGCGGGUGACGCGGGCACGCAUUCACAAUGGGUGGACACGAGGAUCUCUUGCUUCUUCGUCUCUCAACGGUUCACAGCAUAUCCGCCGCGGUGGCUGGAUGCAGUCGUGUCUGUGGUGUCUCCUAUCUCCGCUCUUCUCAUUGUGUUCAACAAAGUCGACAACCACCACAGCGACAGCGUCGACCGCAGCGCCCCUCUCAGGUGCGAGUGCGGGUGCAGGUGCACGACACGCGUACGUGCGCGAUGUCAUCAUAAUUGCAGUUCACUCCGUCCUGCUGCUGUAUCACGCGGCCUUUGCCCCCGCAAGUCUUCCGCUGUGGAUCAUUACGUAUGCGCUGGAAGCGCCGCUGCUGCUGCGCGAGAUCAAAGGAAUUGUCGUCGCCAUUCGCACUGGCGGCUAUCCGGUGACACUCUUGCAGUCGCACACAGCACCGUCAUCAUCACCAUCAUCAUCAUCAUCAGCGCCACCACCACCAGCACCAGCAGUGGCAGACACGACGAUAGCUGUUUCCUCAGGUGCAAUGGGUUGCACGACCCCUGUUCACCACCACCAGCAGCAACAACAGCAGCAGCAUGGAAUCGAAACACCAGCACGCACGUCACCGUCAUCAUCAGCACCAUCAGCACCGCGCGUUGCGGCAAUCAUGGCGUCGUUUCUCCACGCCUGGAUACCAGCCAUCCUCCUUGCACCGUGGGACCUGCUGUGCUGGUGUGUGUUCCUGCCGAUGCCUGUGGUUGCUGCUGUUCGCCUCAAUCGUCUUCUUCGUCUGCACACGGCCUGGUCACUGCUCUCCCGCUUGGAGGCCGAAUCCUUCCAGCGAAACCACACCCUGCCCGCCCUCAAGCUUGCUGGCCUCACCUUCUUUGUGGUGCACACGUGUGCGUGUGGAUGGAGCGCAAUUGCCAUCGGCGGAUAUAAUUGGUUGCGCGCAAGCAACAUGACCACAGCAGAGCCCUUUAGCGCCUACAUUGCCUGCAUGUACUGGGCGAUUGCGACAAUGACAUCGACGGGUUACGGCGACAUUCGCCCAUUCUCUGCCGGCGAACGCGUCUUCUCGGCCAUUGUCAUGAUCCUGGGACAGCUGUGCUUUGGUGUUGUCCUCGCCUUUGUCGCCGCCAUCAAGGCAAAUGCUGACUCGAUGCAAGUGCAGCACCGCGAGCGCAUGGAUGCAAUGCAGCGAUACAUGGACGAGCACGACGUCUCUGCCGCUGUUCGCUCUGCCGUCAAGGACUACAUGACGUGCAGGUGGCGAAAGGACAAGGGCCUCAGCGCGUGGGACUUGUUGAAUGUCGUGCCAGACUCGCUUGGCCACGAGCUACGACUGGACAUUGCUGGCGGACUGAUUGAGACGUACCCGCUCUUCUCCAUGCUCGGGCCACAGCUGUUGACAAUCGCGUGCAAUUCGUUGCAUCCCCAGCUGUUCCUGCCUGGCCAGACCAUCAUUCGUGCGGGCGACAUGGGCAGGGAAAUGUAUUUUAUUCAGCGCGGGACAGUGGAGGUCUUGAACUCUUCUGGUGCUGUUGUCCACCGCCUGUCGAGUGGUUCAUAUGUUGGCGAGAACGGAAUGCUAUUUGCCUGUCCCCGCCUGGCCACCGUUGUCGCCGUAACACACGUGGACGCGUACAUGCUCGCCUGGACGGACAUUCAGGCCAUGUUCCGCAAGAACCGCGGCUUCCACAAGCAGGUCAAGUCACUUGUGCAGUGCAAGGCGCUCCUAAACGACAUUCAGCGCGCAGUGAACGAGAGCGCAGCCAGCAGCAGCAGCGAUCGUGACGCGCAGUCAUCAUCGGCAGCAGAAGCACACGCAGCAAGCCCACAAAGACAUGAGACAGGUCAAAAACACCCACAACAACAACAACACCCACAACAACAACAACAACAGCAGCAGCGGCAGUCGGAAGGAAGAGCUAGCCUUGAGCGAGACGAAGAGAUGUCCGCCAAACCAUCAGCAGCGGCAAACACGAGUGUAAUUGAAGGUGACGGCGAUGAUGCAAAGACACCAACCUCCUGUACAACAACAACAACAACGACGACAACAACAACAACAACAUCAUCAUCAUCAUCAACAUCAUCAACAUCGUCAACAUCAUCACCAGCCAGGCGUCCGCUGUUGAUGAUGCGAACAGCUAUUCGCCCAAGCAGCGCAGCCAUGCAGCGAUGGGACUUUGCUGUGCAAGCAGUUUCCUUGGUACAGAUUGCGUUGUUGUUUUUUCAGGCCGCGUUUGCGCCACAAUCGCUCGCACUGCACAUCGCCUUCUACCUGACAGAGGCAAUUCACGCUGUGGAUGCGUACCUGCGCAUGCACUUGGCCUUCUACACGAGCAAUGGCAUCGUCGUUUCCGAUCCCGCUUGCACGCUUCGCAACUACUUAAAGCAAUAUGCGUUGUUGGAUGCCGUGUGUAUGUGCCCCUUGGAGACUGUCAGUCUCGCCACCUUUGCCUUUCCCAGCACCGUGUUCUGCCUUCUGCGGCUCAAUCGCUGCUUCCGCCUCGCCCGCGUCAUGUUGUUCUUCGGAAAGCGCGAGAGCAACAUCGCCAUCGAUGUCGGAGCCGUUCGCAAGUUCAAGUUCAUGUGUCUGGCGCUCUUGGCGCUGCACGUUGUGGCGUGCAGUUGGUAUCUCAUUGGGUGCUUUGACACGGGCUGUUCGCCGCAAUCCUGGGCGCGGGGCCAUUUCAGCAGCAACCACUCCAUCACGGACGCAUAUGCGACGAGCCUGUACUGGGCAGCCGCCACGCUCACGUCGGUUGGCUACGGCGAUGUCCACGCGAGCACCACCGGGGAAAUGGCGUUCAGCAUGCUGAUGAUGAUGUCGGGGACGGUGUUGUCUGGGUACAUGGUGGCGAGCAUUGCUGCGCUGCUGGCAAACGCAGACUUUCUCAAGACGCGAUACAGGGAGAAGAUGGUGUUCAUACGGAAUCUGCUGCUCCAGUUUGACGUGAACCGUUCUGUUCUCUCGCGCAUCCUGAAAUACUACGAAUACCUGUGGAAGAGGAACAAGGGCAUGAAUGUCAAUAGCCUCUUUGGAAACCUUCCGAUGAAUCUCAAAUCACAAAUUGCGUUUGAGGUGUACCGGGAUGCUAUUGAGAGCGUGCCAUUGUUUGCCAACAAGAGCAAAGGCUUCAAGCGAAUGCUAUCGCAGCACAUGCAGCCGCUUCUGCUUGCACAGCACGAGUACAUCGUCCGCAAGGGCGAUCCUGGAGACGAAAUGUAUUUCAUUCACCGCGGAACUGUGGAUGUGGUGUCUGAAGACGGCACAAAAGUGUUUGCCUCCAUGCACGGCGGAGAGUUCUUUGGGGAAAUUGCGCUCGUGUUUUCGUGCCCGCGAACAGCGUCCAUUCGCACACAGACGGACUGUGACCUCUUCGUGUUGAGCAGGCAGGACUUUGAUGACGUUCUGAAGAUCUUCCCAGACAUUGCCGCGCAGGUGAAGGAGGAAGCGAACGAACGCUUCAACCUCGUCAAGAAACGCCGCGAAGAACAGGAGAAGCGAGGUAGCAAAGCUAGCAGUGACAGCGGCAAGAGCAAUGCAGCACGUGCCAGUGCUGACUCGAACGAGACAACAGCUUCAGGCACCAACACACAAGUAUCAGCAUCAACAACAGCCUCAGCCCGCCCUUCCACUCACCAACCGUCAUCCCCUGCUCAACACCCGCAGCACCAACAGCAACUACAACAUCAACAGCAACUACAACAUCAACAGCAGCUGCAGCCGCAGCACAACCCACCAUCCCGACUACAGCAGCUGCAGCCACCAUCGUCACCUCGAAGCGUGACGCGGCCCAACCGCGUGAUUGUCCGCCACCCGUCCCUGGAGUCGGUGUGGUCCUCGUCCGGGCUCAGCAGCGAAGACGAGAGUGCACACGCGAUCAACAACAGCAACAGUGGUAACAAUGGCGGUGUUGGUCUUGUAAGUGGACAGCUGCCAAUGCAUCACGCGGACCCUGUGCUGCUGUUGGAGGAGACGGCCCGGACACGAUGUGCUCACCCACGGUCGCGUUUCGCAUAUCGGAUCACGCGCGCACUGAAGCAAGCGGUGCUCGCAGCAGCCGCCAUCGCCAACACCCCACCAACGUUGCUCCGCGCAUUUGCGCCGCCGUUCUCGUUGCGGGAUGCCGUUCUUGUCCUCGAUCUCAUGUCCGCCCUCGCCAUCGUGUGCACCAGCACAUACACCGCCGUCUUUGACCGCGAGAGCAUCGCCCUUGCCAUCGCACUCGGUGCAAUUGAGCCCGUGAGCUGGGCAAUUGCCCUUGCACGCUGGCGGCAACGUCGGAAAGCCAGUGCCUCGAAACAGCUGAGCACGAAGCAGGAGGCAGCAGAAGUACAGCGCGCUGCAAAGAAAGACACUCCUGCUCCGCCGAAAACACCAAACACACCCACACGACCACAGCACAAUGGCAGCAAGCACGCGUGGUGUCGUGGUGUGUACAGAGCUGGGUGGACGGUGCUGGGCUUGCUGUCCUUUACGCCCUUUGAGGUGCUGCUGUUCUUCACGCGUCAUCCCCACGCGUUUACGGCCGUUUCCCUCCUGCGGCUCACGCGCGUGUGCCGCCUGUUUCGCGCCAUGCACUUCUUCUCCGCUCGCGAGGCAGAGCUCGAUGCGUCUGUGCUGGUGCUGCGUGUGAUCAAGUUCACGGCGUACAUUGCGCUGGCAGUUCAUCUCAUGUCGUGUACGUGGCAUCUUGCAACGUGCGGGCCCGACGUGACAUGCUCAUCCUCCUCCUGGCUCCCGCACGCAACCAGCCUCUCUCGCUUCUCCGUGUACACCAACAGCGUGUAUUGGACGAUGGCCACCUUCACCACCACCGGCUACGGCGAUCUGCACGCGCACACGACCGCAGAGAAGCUCACGGCGGUGCUGUUCAUGCUUGCAGGCAAACUCCUGUUUGCAUUCGUGCUCGGUAACAUCACCUCCACGCUGGCCAAUGCAGACUACCAACGUGUGCAGAGCCGGGAGCGGUUGAUGACCGUUCGUGAAACACUCAAGUUGCGUGGCGUGUUGGGUCCACUUGCCCACUGCCUGGAGCAUUUUGAGGCGCGUUGGCGCCGCGGUCUUCCCACCGACACUACGCACUUGAUGGAGGAUCUGCCGACAACAAUGCAAACGGAGGUUGCUCUCAUCAUCUGCCAGCCCAUCCUACAGCAGCUCCCGUUCUUUCAGGACACCGACGCGGGCUUCCUGCCUGCGCUCUGCCGCAAGUACCGGCCGCAGUUCUUUCUUCCUGGCGAUUCUCUCAUCGGCGUUGGUGACCAGAGCACACAGCUCUUCCUCGUGCACAGCGGCUGCGUGCAUGCACUCGACCGGCACGGCACCCUUCUCUCCGUGCACCGUGGUGCUGCUGCGCUUGGGUUUGACAGCUUCCUGGUGAACGCGCCGUCCACAGAAGAGCUGCGAGCGGCCACCACUGUGCAGGUUCUCGUCAUCCACCGCAACGACUUUCUCGACAUUGUCAAAGUCCACCAAGGGAUGGCUGAACGCUUCAAGUCACUCACGCAGCAGCAGGCAUGGCACGACGAAGACGCUGCAAAUUGA
Salpingoeca rosetta is the source of this 7842-nucleotide messenger RNA. RefSeq lists its product as uncharacterized. Lineage: Eukaryota; Choanoflagellata; Craspedida; Salpingoecidae. Gene Ontology annotation, biological process: monoatomic ion transport; transmembrane transport. The record is from RefSeq and is a predicted model, not a curated record. The transcript is spliced from 39 exons. Gene Ontology annotation, cellular component: membrane. Gene Ontology annotation, molecular function: protein-containing complex binding; voltage-gated potassium channel activity. The coding region runs from base 1 to 7842 and encodes 2613 amino acids.